UAGAGGGUAUAGGCAGCACCAAGACCAGGCUACACCCAGUACAGGAACGUCUGGCUAAAGCCCACGGGUCUCAGUGUGGGUUCUGCACUCCGGGCAUCGUCAUGUCCAUGUAUACUCUGCUCAGGAACAGCCCACGGCCGACACAAGAACAGAUAGAGGACAAUUUCAGUGGAAACCUAUGUCGCUGUACUGGUUACAGACCCAUACUUCAAGGAAUGUCAUCAUUUGCCAAGGGUGGUUGCAGAAUGGGAGACCGAUGUUGCCGGGUGAAUGUCUCAGACUCGUCUCCUGGCGCCAUAAAAGGGUCAGACGACGCUGGUUCAAGUGAUGUCUUGAACGGUGUGGCUGAUGGUCACCUAAAGUAUGAUCCGACACAGGAGCCGAUCUUUCCUCCGGAAUUAAAGACCAAGUCUCAUUUGUACGAGACUUCAUUGAGAUUCUCAUCUGAACGCGUCACCUGGCAUCGUCCUGUCACCCUGGAUGAACUUUUCGACUUAAAGAACAACUUUCCCACUGCCAAGAUAGUGGUUGGCAACACAGAAGUAGGAAUUGAAACCAAGUUAAAGAACAUGGAGUAUCCCAUACUGGUUGCUGCUACUCACAUCCCAUCGCUGCAUCAAGUUGAGACGUCAACCAAAGGCAUCACGUUUGGGUCAUCAGUUUCACUUGCAACCGUUGAUGAUGUGCUCCGUAAGGCAAUUGCGGAUAUGCCAGAAUACAAGACUAGAAGCUUCAGAGCCUUUGUAGAGAUGCUGCAAUGGUUUGCCGGUCAUCAGAUCAGAAAUGUGGCGAGCAUCGGUGGAAACAUAACGACGGCUAGUCCCAUAUCGGACCUCAAUCCUCUCCUUGUCGCGGCUGGGGCAACACUCACUGUGGGAAGUAAACACAGUGCCCCGCGAGAUAUCGUCAUGGAUGGAGACUUCUUCAAGGGCUACCGGAGGACUGCAAUCCAAGCUACAGAUGUUUUGAUAUCUGUAACGAUACCAUACACAUUAAAGAACGAGUAUUUCAGAGGUUUCAAGCAGGCUCAUCGCAAGGAGGAUGACAUCUCAAUAGUGAACGCCGGCAUGCGGGUAAGAUUCCUGGAAGGAACCGACGUCGUGGAAGACCUUGUUUUGGUAUACGGCGGCAUGGCAGCAACAACAGUAUUGGCAUCAAACACUCGGGCAGGACUCCGUCAACAGGAAUGGAACGACCAACUGUUCGAAAAGGCUUGUGUGUUACUUGCGAGUGAUCUCCCCUUGGAUCCUGGCUCACCAGGUGGCAUGGUAGAAUACCGGCGUGCUCUCACAACCAGCUUCUUCUUCAAGUUCUUUGUUGAUGUUAGAGAAAAGCUGCACGGUUGUAAGGAAAACACACAGAAUGAUACAGGAGAUGUUACACAGGAUGUAACACAAGGUUUGAGUGAGGGCGUGCAGUUGUACCAAGCUGUGGCACCCGAACAGGACCCGGAUGAUGCAGUUGGUAGACCACUUGUGCACACUUCCGCUCUCCAGCAGACGACAGGCGAGGCUAUAUAUGUGGACGACCUGCCAAAGGUCGAAGGUGAGCUGUAUGCUGCGUUAGUCAUGAGUACAAGGGCACAUGCCAAACUGGUGUCUGUAGAUCCUUCAGAGGCACUACGCAUGCGUGGGAUUAUCGACUACGUCAGCCUCAAGGACAUCCCCGGAUCUACAACAUGGGGUAUGAUUGUACCUGACGAAGAGGAAAUAUUUGCGUCUGAAAAGGUGAUAUUCGAAGGCCAGGUGAUCGCGUGCAUAGUAGGAGAGUCACAACAGGCGGCUCGGAGGGCAGCCAAGAAGGUCAAGGUUGAAUACGAGGAACUGACACCAGUAAUUACAAUAAAGGAAGCCAUUGAGGCCAAUUCCUUCUUCGGACCUGAGGUAACACUCGAAACUGGUGACCUGGAAGAAGGAUUCGGGGGAUCCGAUCAUGUCAUUGGAGGAGAGCUUCAUAUUGGGCCUCAGGAACAUUUCUACCUGGAGACUCAAGUGGCCGCAGCGAGACCCACCAAUGAGGAUGGAGGAAUAGAGGUCAUCUCUAACACACAGUUUCCGUCGGGGACUCAGCACAAAGUUGCAGCAGCACUCAACAUCCCGGCAAACCGAGUAGUGUCGAGAGUGAAGCGUUUAGGGGGUGGAUUUGGAGGCAAGGAGGGUAAGACGAAUAUGGUAGCUCUCCCAGUAGCGGUAGCAGCAGCAAAAUUAAACCGCCCAGUCCGGUGCAUGUUGGAGCGAGACGAGGACAUGGUGCUGACAGGGGGGAGGCACGCCUAUUUGGCCAAAUACAAGGUUGGAUUCACGAAGACUGGACUGAUCAAGGCUCUCGAGGUCAAUCUCUUCUCAAAUGCCGGCUGCACUAUUGAUCUGUCACAUCAAGUGAUGGGCCGUUCUCUGUACUCCAGCGACAACGCUUACAACAUCCCCAAUAUCAAGGUGACGGGGCAUGUGUGUAAAACUAACACUGCCUCAGCCACAGCAUUCCGGGGUUUUGGUACUCCCCAGGCGAUGUUGGUGACGGAGACGUGGAUGGAUGCUGUGGCGGACGUCGUCGGGAGAUCGGCUGUUGAGGUACGAGAAAUAAAUCUGUACAGGGAGGGUGAGAUGACCUACUAUGGAAUGGAGGUCAAGGACGCCAAUGUCAGGAGCAUGUGGGAUCAAUGUAUCAGCCAAUCAGAUUACGUCGUUAGACGGAACCACGUGGACGACUAUAACAGCAAACAUCGCUGGAAGAAGAGAGGGCUGGCGCUAAUACCUACCCAGUACGGAAUGUCGUUUUCAGCUCCCAUCAAUCAUCUGAACCAGGCAUGUGCUCUAGUGACGGCCUACAUGGAUGGUUCGGUGCUGCUUGCCCACUGUGGAGUUGAGAUGGGACAAGGACUGCACACGAAGAUGAAACAGGUGGCUAGCCGCGCACUGGGGGUCCCCGUGGAGAACAUCUACACACAGGACGUGUGUACUGACAAAAUCCACUUCACAAGUGCCACUGCUGCCAGCACUGGAUCUGAUCUCAAUGGGGGCGCUGUUAAGAACGCCUGUGAGAUUCUCUCCAAGAGACUGCAGCCCUACAGGGACGCCAACCCGAAAGGGACGUUGAAGGAUUGGGUAACAGCCGCAUACUUCGAUCGGAUACAUUUGUCAGCAGCGGGAUUUUACAGAGGAGAAGAGUUGGAAGUGGAUCCUGCAACAGGGAAGGGCCGCUACUACAGCUACUUUACGACUGGUGUAGCAUGUUCUGAAGUGGAGAUCGACUGUCUCACGGGAGACCAUCAGAUUUUACGGACUGACAUUGUGAUGGACGUGGGCAAGAGUCUCAAUCCCACCCUAGAUAUUGGUCAGAUAGAAGGGGCAUUUAUGCAGGGAUAUGGGCUGUUCUGUUUAGAACAACACAAGACCACGCCCUCGGGGAGCAUUCUGACACGGGGACCAGGGACCUACAAAAUCCCCAGUUUCAAGAACAUUCCGAUAAAGUUCAACGUCAGUCUACUCAAGGAAAGCUGCAACCCUAAGGCCAUCUACUCGUCAAAGGGCAUCGGUGAACCUCCUCUGUUCCUGGCGUCGUCGGUGUUUUUUGCCGUCAAGGACGCCAUCAAGUCGGCGCGAGAGGACGCAGGGGAGAGCCGUUGGUUCCGUUUGGACAGUCCGGCCACGCCCGAGAGGAUCCGGAUGGCAUGCCAGGAUCAGUUCACCAAACAGUUUGCCCCUGCCGAGGAAGGGACGUUCAAACCAUGGUACGUGGAGCUGUGAGGAACCAGGAACACCAGGACUCAACUAUCAUUAAAUAUAUAUGAAUGCUGCAUAGAUGCGUAAUAACACUGCACAUUGGAGGUUUCGAUAACAACCUACACGGAAAACAAUGGCUUGGAUGUUGAUUUUACGCUAUGUGUGUGAAUGAGUAUGGUUUUACGCCACUUUUAGCAACAUUCCAGCAAUAUCACGGCGGGGGACACAAGAAAUGGGCUUCACACAUUGUACACAGGUCGGGAAUCAAACCCGGGUCUUCGGCGUGACGAGCGAACGCUUUACCCACUUGACUACCCGACCGCCCCUUUGCCCUAUGUAAUCAUGUUAAUGUUUUGUGCGAGGACAAACACUGGUGGCUUAAUGAUGGCAUAGCGAAUAUUAAUAUCAGUUAUGUACGAUGACUAAUACGCAUGGUUAUGGGACUUAUAUAUACACGAUUAUCAAAACAUGGCUAUAGUGAGUUGGUGAGCUUGGUUUUACGCCGCUUUUAGCAAUAUUCCAGCAAUAUCACGGCGGGGGACACCAGAAAUGGGCUUCACACAUUGUACCCAUGUCGGGAUUCGAACCCGGGUCUUCGGCGUGACGAGCAAACGCUUUAACCACUAGGCUACCCAGCCGCCCCAAACAUGGCUACAACCCAAUGAAACGUAACCUGGAUACAAAAACAAUAAAUGUUCGGAGGUAUCGAAAAUAAACUUUCCCAAUAUCAAUAUUGUUAAAUGCGUUUUUUGAUUAUGUGAGUGAAUGUUGUGUACUGCCGCUGUCAUCAAUUGUUUACAUGUGUCUCGGCGACUCGUGAAUGGUCGUGUCAGGACCGAGCGCAUCAGUACACGAAAACAGUGACCCACGCCAUUGGGUACCAGGACAUUCAACCUUGCAAGCGAAAGUGCCUGACAAACUGAUCCCGAAUAGCAAGAGAAAUGAACAUGACAUUCGAUGGCGAGAACGUACAUGUACCUUUAACGUUAAACCUUAAAGGCUGGAGCUGCUGGAAUAUUGUUUGAAAAAAGGAUAUUUGACUGUUGCAAAGUUGAAGUCAUCGCACUUUUCAUACAGUUUUGUAGGCAUUUUUUCAUCACUUUGAAUCUUUAUGCAUGAUAGAUCUGAGUAUGAAACAAGUCCUGAUAUGCUUAGUUGAAACAUGGGGCACGGGUGGCCCAGUCGUCUAAGGCGCCGCGAUUCGCUGCGCAGUGUUGCGUCCCUUGGGCACACCAGAAACCUAUGAUUGUGGGCUCGAAUCCCGGUUCGCCCC
Messenger RNA from Haliotis rufescens (red abalone), 4995 nucleotides. RefSeq names its product xanthine dehydrogenase/oxidase-like. The record is from RefSeq and is a predicted model, not a curated record. The transcript has 32 exons. Gene Ontology annotation, molecular function: iron ion binding; oxidoreductase activity; molybdopterin cofactor binding. NCBI's taxonomy places the organism in Eukaryota, Metazoa, Mollusca, Gastropoda, Lepetellida, Haliotidae. The coding region runs from base 102 to 3746 and encodes 1214 amino acids.